This is a messenger RNA of Ziziphus jujuba (common jujube), 2023 nucleotides long. Its product is annotated as aspartokinase 2, chloroplastic-like. Bases 34 to 1722 code for a protein of 562 amino acids. Gene Ontology annotation, cellular component: chloroplast stroma. The record is from RefSeq and is a predicted model, not a curated record. Gene Ontology annotation, molecular function: aspartate kinase activity. NCBI's taxonomy places the organism in Eukaryota, Viridiplantae, Streptophyta, Magnoliopsida, Rosales, Rhamnaceae. The transcript has 13 exons. Gene Ontology annotation, biological process: amino acid biosynthetic process.
AUAAGAUAUUUUGCGUAAUUAGUCGCAUUAACAAUGCAGACCGCACUGCAUUUUUGUGGGGCUAAAAUAGCUUGGCCUUUAUCUUGGGCUUCCGGUGGGUGUUGUCUGAGUUAUCAACCUGUUCUGUCUGAGAAGCUUUCUUUUGCAGCUUGUGUGACUUAUACUGGGGCUUUGAACUCUAGUCUAAAAAAGUCAUCAAUUUCUAUAAGUAAUAGAGUAUCAUUAAGAGUGAAAUCAAGUAGUUGUGAUGGAGGAAGAAUUGUGGAUGUAAUUGAAAAGAAUGAGAUUGAGAGUCAAAGUUUCCAAGGAAACGAAAAGCGGUUGUCAUGUGUGAUGAAGUUUGGAGGAUCAUCUGUGGCAUCUGCAGAGAGGAUGAGAGAGGUGGCUGAUCUUAUACUCAGUUUUCCCAAGGAGAGGCCUGUCAUUGUUCUCUCCGCUAUGGGGAAGACAACUAACAAACUCUUACAGGCUGGAGAAAAGGCUGCUAGUUGCGGUAUUACCAACUUAUCUACUAUUGAUGAAUUCAGCUCUAUCAAAGAAUUGCAUCUCAGGACCGUGGAUGUUCUUGGAGUAGAUAGAUCUAUCAUUGCAUCACACUUAGAAGAGUUGGAGCAACUUCUGAAGGGAAUUGCAAUAGAUAAAGAGUUGAAUCUAAGAACAAGAGACUACUUGGUUUCUUUUGGGGAGUGCAUGUGCACAAGAAUUUUUGCAGGUUAUUUAAACAAGAUUGGAGUUAAAGCCUGCCAGUAUGAUGCUUUUGAAAUUGGUUUUAUGACCACAGAUGACUUCACAAAUGCUGUUAUUUUGGAGGAAACUUAUCCGACUGUUGCAAAGAGAAUCAACGAUGAUUGGAUUUGUAAUUCUGCAGUUCCAAUUGUUACUGGUUUCCUUGGAAAGGGCUUCAGGUCAGGUGCAGUGACUACACUAGGCAGGGGUGGUAGUGAUUUGACGGCCACAGCCAUCGGUAAAGCAUUAGAGGUCCGAGAAAUUCAGGUUUGGAAAGAUGUUGAUGGUAUUUUAACGUGUGAUCCAAAUACAUAUCCAAGCGCUAAACUUGUCCCUCAUCUGAUCUUUUAUGAGGCUGUGGAACUUGCAAAUUCUGGUGCUCAGGUAUUGCAUCCAGAGGCGAUGAGACCAGCUAUGGAGGCUGACAUUCCUAUUAGGGUUAAAAACUCUUUCAAUCCCAACGCUCCAGGAACUCUCAUUGCCCGGACAAGGGAUAUGAGCGAGGCAGUACUAACCGGCAUUGUUUUGAAACGGAAUGUGACUAUGUUGGACAUUGUUAGCACUCGGAUGCUUGGUCAAGUGGGCUUCCUUGCUAAAGUAUCUUCAACCUUUGAAGAUUUGGGCAUAUCCGUGGAUUCUAUAGCUACCACUGAAGUCAGUAUAUCUUUGACAUUAGAUCCCUCAAAGCUUUGGAGCAGAGAGCUAUUUCAACAGGAACUUGACCAUGUUGUUGAAGAACUGGAGAAAAUUGCUGUUGUGAAACUUAAAAACAGAACAAUCUUAUCCCUCGUUGGAAAUGCGCAGAGGUCAUCACUAAUACUAGAAAAGGCAUUCCAUGUUCUUGGAACUAAUGGAAUCAAUGUUAAGAUGAUCUCUCAGGGUGAAUCAAAGGAUAACAUUGCUAACAUCUCCUUGAUUAUCAACGACGAUGAAGCAGAGCAGUGUGUUGCGGCUCUCCACCAGGCCUUCUUUGAGGGCCCAGCGUCUCUGAACUGAAAAAAUCAAAGAAUGCUUCAGUUUCAGCACAAUAGGAGAAGGAUAUCAAAUUCUUUAAUGGUGGUGGUGGUGGUGUAGUACUAAUCUAAUUUAAUACAGCAUGGUGAUUUUUGGUUUUGACUUUUUAUUUUUAUUCAGUGGAGAAGUUCCCCACAUCGUGCUCUCUUAUUUGUUGGAUUAGAAGCAUAGAAUGUGGGAUUGUUGCUCAUGCUUUUAUAUUGGAGAAAAUGUUCACUGCUUAGCUUAUAGGCUGGAGUGAAAAAUCUACUAGUCUUUCUUUUUAUUUGCUAAAAUUUGCUGC